Messenger RNA from Alligator mississippiensis (American alligator), 432 nucleotides. RefSeq names its product interleukin 1 receptor associated kinase 3 (gene IRAK3). The record is from RefSeq and is a predicted model, not a curated record. The transcript has 2 exons. NCBI's taxonomy places the organism in Eukaryota, Metazoa, Chordata, Crocodylia, Alligatoridae. The annotation marks the transcript as partial.
UUUGCCUCAAUUAAAUAUAUAUAUAUAUUAAGUCCCAACACAAACAUAUUUUUAGAUGGCCAUCUUCAACCAAAUUUAUCCGAUUUUGCCAUGCCACAUCUGAAAUCCUAUGUGAUAUAUCAAAGCAAUACUAUAAGUACAGAUAGCAACAUCAUGAAAUUCUGGAGAUACAUGCCAGAGGAGUUCCUAAGGCAGUGUAGACUGUCUUUGACAUAUAUAUAUAUAAUUUUACAUUGGGCAUUGGACACACUAGAAAAUUCUCUGAAUGCCCUAUACUUCACUGACAAUCAGCCAGAAUCACUCAGGUCUUUCAAACCACUGUCUCCCUCUGAAUUUCACCAUCAAAAUAUCCCUGUGGAGGAUGAUGAGCAUGAGGAUUUCAUGCUCUGUUCCCUGAAUAAUGGUGAGAUAGCAAAGAAAAUUCCUGUUUAG